Babesia ovata is the source of this 3054-nucleotide messenger RNA. RefSeq names its product SNF2 family protein. The transcript is spliced from 3 exons. Gene Ontology annotation, cellular component: nucleus. The record is from RefSeq and is a predicted model, not a curated record. Gene Ontology annotation, molecular function: DNA binding; ATP-dependent chromatin remodeler activity; chromatin binding. The coding region runs from base 1 to 3054 and encodes 1017 amino acids. NCBI's taxonomy places the organism in Eukaryota, Apicomplexa, Aconoidasida, Piroplasmida, Babesiidae.
AUGGUGACCACCUCGAGCUUCUUCCUCGGCAUGAGCCGUAGCCGCAACAGCAUAAUAGAAGAUUCCGGCGCUGAUGACCUCGGAGGUUACGCGUUCUCGGGUGGCGACGCUGCUGACGUCGCGCCCGUCCGUGAUAACACACGCAGUCAGGAAUCGCCUUCCGCCAGCGGCUCGGCUGGUGAUGCGGCCGCUAAGCAGGCGACUAAGAAGAAGAAAAAGCUGAAACGCCAGCGUUCCGACUUAGACUCGGAUGAAGAAUCUGCUGAGCAGAAAGCUGAGGCUGAGCAAGCAGCGGCGGCGGCCGCUGCUGCUGCCGAACGUGAAGCUAAGGAGGCACUUCGCAAGCGCAAGGCCAUCAGAGAAACGCUAGAGACGCUCAACGCAUUCCUGGACAUAACUAAGAAAAUGGUAGACACGGUCGUGGCUGGCAUGAGCGGAGGGCAGCCGAAGAUUGAGGAGCAGAUACGUGCCGCUAUUGCCCACGGCAGCUGUACAUUUAUCCGCAGCCACUCAGACCUCUCCAAGUUCUCAGUUGCGUCUAAGUUCAAGAAUCUGAAGCUCUACCAGCAGUGUGGAGUGCACUGGCUGUCGCUGUUGCACUCAGUCGAGCACGCGAACGGCAUUCUCGCCGACGAGAUGGGGCUUGGAAAGACAGCCCAAACAAGUGUCUUUCUGAGCUAUAUCUACAGCAUAGACACGAAGGAAGUUGUCAACGAUUUCAACGCGCGCCUGAAGAAGGAGGGAUACGGGAAAAAGCGCUCAUGUCUCAUCCUUGUCCCUUCUUCGGUCGUCGACAACUGGUGCAAGGAACUUCGGCGUUGGGCGCCCAACCUCAAAAACCACAUCGUGAAGUACCACGGACCGCAAUCAGCCCGCUUUAAAAUCGCAUGUGACGUCAUCGACGACGUCAGUAAGGGGUCGUUUGUUAUCCUGGUCUCUACCAUGCCCACGGUCUCAUCGAAGGAGGAUGUCCGUCUGCUGCGAGGCAUUCGGGAGUUCGAGUACAUGAUCGUGGACGAGGCACAUGCUCUCAAAAACAGUGAAACAAUCGCAUAUCGCAGGCUGAACAGCUCGUUUAACAUCCGACAUCGGCUGCUGCUAACUGGAACCCCUGUGCAGAACAGCCAGAGUGAGUUGGGCAACCUGCUGCAAUUUGCAAUGCCUGACAUGUUCGACCAGUCGAAGAUAAACGACGCCAUAAACUACCUAAUUAAGAAUUACGACGAUGCCGUCUCCGAGUUCCCUGCGCUGUCAUCGCUCGUCGAGCCCGGGGAGAUUGAGGCUUACAGGAAAACGCUACCUGCUCCACCAUCGCCUAAGGCACCACCUAAACGUGGAAGAAGAUCGAAGAAAGCCGCUGAGGCGGCGGAAGACGCCGCCCCAACCGAAGCGGAUGCGAAGGAGGCUGUCGGCAGCGAGACGCCGCAGGAGAACCAGUCAGAGUCUAACCCUGUGGAUGAGACUGCCGUAACUGAAGCUGCUACAGCAAAUGAUACCGAUGGAGCGGCAAGUAAUGGUGAAUCGGUUAACCAGGUUGAUGUGGAUUCCGUCCAUACACCCAGUUCCCCAUGUCGGCCUACCGAAACAUUGAAGGAAGAAACAUUUAAAUCCACGUCGUUCGGAUCUCUGUUGGGUUCGGCACUUAGUAGUGACGCAAAUGAUGCGUUCAAAACUGCAGCUGUGUCAGAUGUUCGGACCCCCACCGAUGAUACGGUGCCGUUGAGGAUAGGCACCAUGUCAGAGGAAUCUGCGGGGAAAAUCGCUACUGACGUAGACAAGAUCAAACAUGAGUCUACUGGCACGGAAAACCAAGUUACCUCACCUAAGACAGACGGCCAGCCCGAGUCACACACUAAAGCGUCGGGCAGUUCGCAGUUGCCGAUGGCAAGUGGCAUAAAGGCGGAGCAAUCUCCGAAUCUCGUUAUUGGUCCUGUUCCUGAAGAAUCUGCAGAUUCCUUCGAAAAGUUCGACGGUUUGCCGUCGGAUGGGGAUUUCUUCGCGUCAGAAGGCAGGCCUGUCAGCAUCGAGCCUUCCAUCCGCGUGCUCCAAAGGCUCAUCGCGCCCUUCAUUUUAAGGCGCCGCAAGCGAACUGUGAUGCACGAGCUGCCGGAGAAGAACACGUUCCUCAUCCGUUGCAAGAUGGUCGGUAUACAACAGGACCUGUAUUUGAAGGAGGUAGAGUCAAACAUUGAGCAGCACCGAAAUGCGCUGAUUCAAAAGUACAAGGUACCCGAGAGCGAGCUGCGGAACAUGUGCCAUGGCCGCUCCAAGAACUACUCUAUAGGUUCCAGGGACGACUUUUUGGUUAAAUCGCUAAUUUUCCGCAUGCGUCGCAUAUGCAACCACCCGUUGCUGGUGCGCGGGGCGUACUACAAGGAAGAGUUGCUGCAAAAGCUGAUCAAGUACUACGCCAGCAAGGUCGAGGGCUACAAGGAGAACAGUUUAGAGCGCGUUGACAAGGAACUGCGCAGUUGGAGCGACUUCGAGAUGCACCGGUCCAUGCAGACCCUUCUGUCGUUUGAGCCCCGUCUGGAACGCUACCUCAUCCCCAAGGAAGCGUUCAUGACCUCCGCCAAGAUUAUUGAGCUGUUCAAGAUCAUCGACAAGGUAGAGGCCGAUAAUCGCAAGGCGCUGGUGUUCUCCCAGUUCACGAUGUACCUCGAUGUGAUUGAGGAGUGCUUGAGGCUCAAUAAGCCGGAGGUGAUGUACCUACGUCUAGACGGCGGCUGCAGCACAACAUCGCGCACGGAAAUGGUCGACGAAUUCACCAACGACGAGAAAGUACGGCUGAUGCUCGUGUCCACAAAGGCAGGAGGUACCGGCCUGAACCUGACGGUGGCCUCCACCGUCGUGUUGAUGGACCAGGACUGGAACCCGCACAACGACACCCAGGCCGAGGAUCGCUGCCACCGCAUCGGUCAGACUCAGACCGUGGAGGUCUACAAGUUGAUGUGCGAGGGGACCGUUGAGGAAUAUGUGAUGGAGUGCUGCCAGCGGAAGCUGAUGCUGGACGACGCCUUCAGUGGCAAGGCAGUUAGUGACGAGGGAGCCUAG